AUGGCAGCAAAAGAUGACGGAGGGAUGAAGUCAGGACUGAAAAAGAAUGUUGGUCAUCUUAUACAAAAUGUCCUUACCCACUUAAAAGGAAAAUAUAUAUUAGAAAACAAGAAAGAUGAAAUGAGUAAAGUUGACGAUUUCAAUACAUUAUUAGACUACUAUAAAGGAGAAAUAUUUAGUGAUGCUGAGUAUAAUUGCAAAAAAAAUAGGCAAGAAAACUUGAGACGACCUAGACAGCUACCAGUAGAGGAUGACAUUAAUAAGCUUAGGCAGUUUAUCUUAACACAAAUAAAAGAGUUGGAUGACCCUUAUAAGUUUUUAGAACCAAAUGAAUAUACCUUUCUCAGAGAUCUUAUAGUUAGUAGACUAACAUUAUUCCAUGCAAAAAGAGGAGGGGAACCAAGCAGACUCACUUUAAAAGAAUGGAUGGAUGCAAAGGAUGAUGCAUGGGUAGAUGAAAGCCAAAUGAAAAAGGUGAAAAACCCAGAGGAAUUGGAACUUUUUCAGAAAUAUAAAUUGACAUAUCAAUCUGGUAAAUGUGUUAGUCACCUUCUCCCAAUUCUCAUCCCUGAAGACACAUGGAAGGCCAUGACAAAACUAACAGAUCAGCAAAUUAGACAAGCAGCAGGUGUUAAACAAACUAAUAUAUACGUAUUUCCUAAUAUUAAAGAUUCAAACUUUCAUGUAUGCGGCUGGAAAAGUGUAAACAAAAUUUGUAAGAAGGCAGAAUUAUCAAAAAGGAUUAAUGCUACUCAGAUGAGGCAUUACAUGUCAACAUUAUUUGCCAAUUUGGAGGUAACAGAUGCUACAAGAGAAGCCUUCUACAGACAUAUGGGACAUUCUGAAGAAGUUAACAAACACGUUUAUCAAUGUCCAUUGGCAAUACAAGAAAUAACUAAAGUGGGGAAGUUCUUUCACCAAUUUGAUUUAGAUUCAGGUAAUAUAACAGCAGAAGAGGAACCCAACAGUCAAGAGGAUGUCGCAGGACCAUCAUCACUGAAUGACAACAAGUGUGCAAAAAGUGAAGUAGAUGAAGGUAGCAGUGAAUUGACAAAAAGUACUGAAAAGAAAGGACAAAAGAAAUUCGUGGUAUACAGUUCUUCAGAGAAUGAUUCUAGUAUAGAAAGUGACUCAGAGAAUGAUUCUAGUCCAGAAAGUGACUCAGAGAAUGAUUCUAGUCCAGAAAGUAACUAUAGUACAGAUUAUGGUGAAGGCAGCAGUUCACACAAGAGAGGGUUAAAAAGAAAAAGUAAAGAUGACCAAAUUGAAGAACAAAUCAGAAGUAAAAAGAAAGGAAGGAGAUAUGUUAAUUGGAAUAAGGAGGAUGAAAAGGUUGUAAGAACAUACUUCAAGGAUUAUGUCGAAGACGUGUCUAAAGAAAAGUCCAAAGGAUCACUACCUGGUUUUAAGGCCAUUGAAGUAUUUAUGAAAAAAUAUCCAAAAGUAAUGGCCAAUGAAACAGACCCUGUUAUUAGAAGAGAUCUUAUAAAAUACAAAGUCUUCAAUGAAAGAAAUAAGACCAGGAAAAAUUAUCAGCAGAGGAAGAAUAAAUAUUCUAUGUAA
Messenger RNA from Mytilus californianus (California mussel), 1563 nucleotides. RefSeq lists its product as uncharacterized. Gene Ontology annotation, molecular function: DNA binding. NCBI's taxonomy places the organism in Eukaryota, Metazoa, Mollusca, Bivalvia, Mytilida, Mytilidae. The coding region runs from base 1 to 1563 and encodes 520 amino acids. The record is from RefSeq and is a predicted model, not a curated record. The transcript has 9 exons.